Molecule: messenger RNA, 1257 nt
Organism: Clonostachys solani
Lineage: Eukaryota; Fungi; Ascomycota; Sordariomycetes; Hypocreales; Bionectriaceae
Source: the annotation of a GenBank genome assembly
AUGCGCUCUCUGUUGAUUCUGAGCCUCAUUGCAGCUCAUGUUGCCUACUCCCAACACGUCAAGAACCCUUCUUGUGAGCGCCACCCGAAGCUUACAACCUGGAAAUGCACCAAAGACGGUGGAUGCAACCCGCAGAAGACAGCGAUAGUCCUCGAUUCGCUCAAGCGCCCUCUGUACCAGGUCGAUGCGCCCAAUCUGGGUUGCGGUACAAAUGGAAGCCCCCCAAACAAGACUGUCUGCCCUGACGUGGACACGUGCCAAGCAAACUGUGUUAUGGAGAGCAUCUCAAACUACUCUGUAGUGGGUGUGAAAGCUGAUGGUGACCGUCUAUAUCUUGACAUGCUCAGCGAUGACACGCUGGCCAAGAUCAGUCCACGUGUAUAUCUCCUCGACGAGCACGAAGAGAACUAUGAAAUGUUACAUCUUCUGGGGCAAGAAAUCAGCUUCGAUGUAGAUGUAUCCAAACUACCCUGUGGAAUGAACGGCGCAUUUUACCUCUCGGAAAUGGAGGAAGAUGGAGGCCGAAGUGAGAUAAACCAGGCCGGACCGGCAUUUGGCACUGGGUAUUGUGACGCUCAAUGCUACAUUCCACCAUUUAUCAAUGGCGAGCCAAAUAUUAAAGGGUCUGGAGCAUGCUGUAAUGAGCUCGACAUCUGGGAAGCCAACUCCAGAGCCACUCAUCUCGCGCCACAUACUUGCAAUAUAACUAGCCUCUAUGCCUGUCAAGGUGCUGAGUGCGGCAAGUCCGGUGUAUGUGACAAGUCGGGCUGUCAUUUUAACCCCACCAAUGUAGGUGCCAAUAACUACUAUGGGCUCGGCAUGAUUGUCGAUACGACUCGUCCGUUCAAAGUGGUCACUCAGUUCCCCACCGACAGCGCCGGAGAACUCCAAGCUAUACAUAGGUUCUACGUUCAGGACGGAAAGAUGAUCGAGAACCCAUCGACCAACAAGUCAAGCCUCCCUAAGAUGAACUACAUAGACGACGAGUUCUGUGCAGCCAUGGGCGCAAACGUCUUCAAGACUCUCGGCGGCACAACUGGCAUGGGACAAGCAAUAGAUCGCGGUAUGGUGCUGUGUAUGAGCGUUUGGUGGGAUGAGAGCGGAGGAAAUAUGAGCUGGCUGGAUGGACCAGGGUCUGGGCCGUGCAGCGCUGCGGAAGGGUCUCCAGCUUCGAUUCGACAGACCCAGCCAGACACAGCAGUGACUUUCAGCAAGAUCAAAUGGGGGGAUAUAGGUUCGACAUACAAUGGGGUCUAA